Messenger RNA from Monosiga brevicollis MX1, 12627 nucleotides. RefSeq lists its product as uncharacterized. The record is from RefSeq and is a predicted model, not a curated record. The coding region runs from base 1 to 12627 and encodes 4208 amino acids. The transcript has 9 exons. NCBI's taxonomy places the organism in Eukaryota, Choanoflagellata, Craspedida, Salpingoecidae.
AUGGCCCGGGCCAGCCCGACCAGCGCCAUGCUGCGGCUUGGACUGCUGGCCUUAGUCGGGCUGCUGAGUGCAUCGAUACCCAGCCAGGCUACUCAAGUCAUCUCCUGCACCGACACUCCCGCCGCCUGUCAAGCUGGCAUGCCUCAAGCCGCGGUCAUGGAGCAGGGUAGCCUGCACUUGAGCAUUGAGCGACCGGCUUGGACCCAAAAAGUUUCAUCUGCCGUGCAACUCGCGGCUCGCGCCAAGUGGACGGACGGUGCUACUAGUCAUUGGCUCGACUUAAAUGGCGUGCACACGAGCCACGGCGAGGCGGCAGCCUGCAACGUGAGCCAACAAGGCAACACGACAAUCACAACCGCUGCCCUCAAUCUGGCCACACUUACCACCAACGUGACUCAUGUCGCGGGUGUCACGUCUGUCUAUGAUUACCACAUCGAGACCACGAUACCCGACGCCCUCGUGGGCAUUAACGACGAGGGCGCGGACCUAACCCUUGCAGACCUUACGCCGUUGGAGCAAACGACCCACCUUCUCACCGAACUGACCACAGAUCUCGCUUCUAGUAUCACCCUGCCCCCCACUCCCACAAUAGCGGAAAUGGCCCAAGCUGUACAACCUUGCGCCGAAAGCGAUAUCUGUUUUCGAGAGACAUCUCUGACCGGGCUUCGCGCUGCAUCAAACAUCAACGAUGUUGCUUUGACGGUCCUCUUCAAACUUUCAGGUCCCGUCAACGUGACCAACGCCUGGUCUCUGGCCAGCCCUCUUCAAGCUGGCACCUGGCAAGCAGACGACUGGCCCAUCGUGUUCACCUCAAGCAGUAGCUCCUAUUCAACAGGCGAGUCUACCCCAACCUACACCACUAUGCCCGUUUCUGAGCGUGAUCUCACCCCUGUUAAUGUCAACGAUGCCACCUCAACCUUUGCACUUCAGUGUACCCUCUCCGACGCUUUGACAGACGAUGCCAUGAGCAAAGCGCAAUUAUUUGUGCCUCUGGACGCCAUGCUGGACGUCUCUGUUCGCGUGGAUCACCUUAUCGGUGCCAGCACCGCCAACACCACCUGGCACGCUUGGCACGCGACCAGUCAAACGGCAGUCCAUCGCAUUGACACCAGCGAAGCGACUGCCCCCACCCUUGAGGUAACUUGUGCAUCAACAUGUCCUCUAGCCAGAUCCACCUGGGUUGCCCUGGCGAACAUGCAAACCCAACUGGGCACGACAGGCCAGCCGGUGACCCUUGAACUCUCGUGGGACCCUACCUUGGACUUUGUGGCCCGUGUGCGACGUGCCGCCUUUUUUGAUGGACACACUCAAACUCAUGUCUACUGGCAAGAUGGUCUGCUUCGAACGGAGCGCUUCUUCCUGGACCUGUCGGAUGACACAGUUGCCCUUGAGCACGGAGCCCUUUUGCUUUCCGACUCGGAUGCAAACGUGUUGGAAGCAUUUGUCCUGUCUCAGCAUGUGUGGUCGAAGGCCAACGCUGCCAUUAGUGCCCCCGCAAGUUUAUUGGCAGGUGCAAGCCAGACCGCUACGCAAUUCAGUGGCUGGACCCUCACAGCUCUGGAGACCAGCAAUGGUCCGGAGCAAUGCCGUGUCUGUGCUGAUUUAAGCACGGGUCCUUGUCUCGCUGCCUCGCAUGCCACCUGGCCCUGGCAGUCUACCCCGACGUGCAAGAGCCAGCGCUGGUGCCGACCAUGUUCGGACAACAUCUGGACAGUAGAGCGUCAGCAGAUUGUCGUCUCCAGCACCGUUUGCGGCACCUUGGAAUCCGUCAACCAGAGUCACCUGGACCUGUCCCUGACACAUUGUGAUGGUACGACACCCCUGACCUGGGCUCUUUUGGGGUCCACCUUGCAAGCUCACACGCCAUGGAGCUUGGCGCUACAAGCCAUGUGGGCCUCUGCCAGUCUACCCAGUGUUCGCCGUGUAACCUUGCACCUCAUGGAGAUGGAUGAUGCGUCCAACCUACUGGCUGUGACCCCGACCUGGGUCCUCAACGCCGAGCAAUGUCCCGAGUCUUGGGAGCUGCAACGGGCACGUCAAGGCGCGCUCUGGCCAAUUUCUGGUGCAAUCUGUGUUCAGAACCAAACGUGGGCUGUCACAACCAGCGGGGAAUUGGAUCUGUCUCAUGGUGCUAUGGCGUUGGGCUUGGCAGCUGCCACUGACGCCAGAUUGACCUUGGGCGAUAGUUCUGUUCCUUGGCAUUCAGCGCGCAUCAUCCGAUCCCUGACUGGCUAUGAGCUAGCCGCGCUCAAACUGGCCCCUCAAGACGAGCCCCAGUACAUGCACGUGCGAGUGGCUAACGACCACACGUGGCAUGUGGUUGAACUAAGCAUGCUUUCUGCCAACCCUCUGAGCCAAGUCCUCAACCAGGUUGCCGGUCGAGCGAGCACGCCUUUUGCUCCUGAAAGGACCUCGCCUAGCCUUUGUCUUUUAAACUCGGCUUUUGCUGCAAGCAUUGCAUCAUCCGACUGUGUUGUUGCCUUGGAGCAUGUCUUUUCUGUCAGCGACGGCUGGAUGUCCACCCAGCAGACAACCCUCAACCUUGCAGGUCUUGACUCUGGCUUUCCUGCCCUUGACGUCUACGCAGCUGGUACCAGUCACGUAGGACUCGUUGGGUCAGAUGCGCGUCUCCCAGCCUCGGACAGCGUAUCCGAGGGCAAACUUGUUACCCGCGGCGUUCGCCGCAACAACGGCGUGCUCUUCGAUGCGCCUGCCACUGCUUGUGGGAUUGACCUGGUCGCCCCCAUGUCCUGGCAAAUCACAACGCGCAAGUCAUGGACUGUGGCAGAGGGCACUGCGAUGCUGGUUUCCCCCGCUAUGGAUGCCGCAACCAGCGUCUUGUUACCCAAUUGGGAGGCUGAUGUGGCGCCGCGCUUGUCAGCAACUUGCCGCGAUAUCGUUCUGGCACAUGUGGAAAGCGUAGCUUGGGCUGAGGCAAGCACGACAACUAUGCAUCAAAAUGAUGACAACACCAUCGUCAAGCUGGAGCAGAGUGGCACUUUGAUUGAAGUCCAUUUGAUCACCGAUCCGUGCACACUGGUCAGUGUCACGCAAACGACAGCCGCUACUGACAGCACCUUGGCGCGUAUUUCGACUGUGAGUGGAAACGAGGCAGGGCCCCAUCUGCAGCUCGCUCGCGGCUGUGCCACGGGCAAUCGCUUGAGCAACGGAAUUUCUGUGAACACAUGCGCGACUUCCACCCUCGAUGACGUGCUUGCUGCAGUUGCACCCAAUGCUGCCCUGCCCUGGGCCUCGCUGCUCCAGACGCACGCGGGUGUCGUUCCGUCGGAGGUGGAGACCUUGGUUCUGUACAACGACUCUUGGUUUGCUACCGAGGGCUGUUGGGUCGAUGGUCGCCCCUUUACAGUCGCUUUCGCCGCCCCAGCAGCCGCAAUGGCGGCGCCUCCGCCCUCCGGUUUGGAUGCGCGAAUUACAUGGGGCGGCGUGUCCGGAGUCAUUGCUGCUUAUAGCGCCGCCGUUGUGGAAGCCGAUUUGCACUACGCUGGAGUGACGGGAUUUGGCGCCGAGUGUACGCUGAGCACCAUUUCUGGCAACGUGCAUUGCGAGGCUCCGGCAGCCGUGGCUGCUACGCGGACCAUCAACGAGCUACGCACGGACCUACCCCCUUCCAAUGCACCGGCAUUUGACACCCUGCCCUUUUCAAGCCUGCGGCAAGUCGAGCUGCUGCAAAUUCCCAGUGCAGAGAAGGUUGAUGGCCUACGCCAUGAAACUUGGACCGUAUCUGGCACGGUCUCAGCCGCUCAGCUGUGUAUCAAGGGAUCUCGUGCUUGCUGGCCCUGCAGUGGCUGUCAAGCCCGCGUGACAAGUGAGACGCUGGGGUCGGCUGUUUUGGCCACGAGAAUUGACAUUGAGCGCACCACACAUCCCACAGUACAGAUCACUCGGCGCGAGGGAGGCAAUGCCACGCUCUUGCUCGGUGGCCGACCCGGUGUAUCUUUGCCUUUGGGCUUUGAGACGGCUUGGAAUCCCCUGGCCGUAGAUGCAUCGCUAGCUGGCGUCAAUCAUUCCACCAGUUUGGCAUCAAGCGCAGCUGAGCUGCUGCCUGCCCACGUCUAUGCUGCUUUGGGUCGUGAUGCAGACAAUAUUUGGCUUGCUGAGCUCAACUACUCGGGCAUGCCCGCCCUGUUGGUCAAUACGCUUUCAGCGCCUGCUAUAGCAGGUUUCUUGACAUCAGUGCGACUAGAGUGUUUGCGCCCAACGACCUCAACGACGGUGACGGCCCAGCGCGUAAGCUACCAACUAUGGGUAGCACCGUCCGGUUUGCUUGUGCAUGGCCAGCGCGUGGUGCAGCCCGCGCAUGGCACUGGCCAGAUCACCUCUGCUCAACGACUGAUUUCUGAUGGUGCCUGGGAGGACGACGACGCUGCCCUACAAUGCACGCUGCGUUGGGCGGAUACACCGUUCAGUCCCGUGACGCUCGUCAUGCCCGCGGCUAUGGAAACGGCGGAGACUUUCGUUGCAUCCACUGCGCGUGCUAGCUUCCUUGGCUGGACGCUGGUGUGCCGUGAUGCCAUGUCCGUCAUCACGCGCUGGAACCUGCCGACACCAGCCGAUCGUGCAGCCUGGCUGGAUCCGAUCCGUCUGGCACAUGGAAGCACUUUGACGGAUAUGACAGAGGCCUACACCACUAUUAUGGAUGCGCUUGAUGCCAUGCAUACGAUGCACGACGGUCCAUUCGUGGUCAACUCGGCCCUCAUCACCGGAUUCAAUGGCUUGCGCCCCCGCCUGAGCAACGCGGCAUGGGAAACCUGGUCUGCCGAUGUGUUGGUGGAUGGUGGACUCGAUUGGCGGGGGGUCACCGUGUCCCAUUGUGCUCUGAAGCUGACUCACAUCAACGCCAUGACCGCUGCACGCGUGGAGUGUGCUUUGCCCUUGGCUGGCCACGCCAAAGUAUCUCUGACCGUGACUUUGGAUGCUGAGCGGCAGCUUAUUGGCACGCACACACGCAUUGCUGUGAGGCAUGCCCCAUUAGACUGGCCGUCUUAUGAUUCUGAAAUCAGGAUGAUAGUUGCCGCACUUGCUGAAAACGCGCCUGCACCUGGAACCUUAAAUAGCAACACCAAGUUUGUGGACUACACCCUCGAGGCACCCAGUCAAGGCAAUGUCUGGGAACACGUUUGCAACAUUGCAAACGAGGAGCUAUACUGCCAGACGACUUCUGAGAUUUCGAAAAGACUCUCCGUGACCAACGGGCUGUGCACGCUACACCAGAGUCUUAUGGCAUGGCACUACGCUCCACGUGCCGCCGCCUCAACCAUGGCGGCUUGGCCUUAUUCGAUUCAUGCUUACCAGCUCAUUGGCCCGGUAAACGCGGCGAUCGCAGCGCACUACCCCGUGACACCUGACCUCUUUGCCCUUUCUCCCACUGCUCUCGCCGAGGCUACCGCCUCUGCCUCCGUUAAUACAAGGACGAUAGCCUUGGCCGGGGCCACAUCCACCAUGGAAGUCCGCGUUGUUAAACGUCACACUGAUGCAUUCGGCAACGCACACGCAGAUACGGGCCUGGUUUUGCGCAACAUAAAGUGGGAUCGCUACGGCGACACGAUCUCAGGCAAGGCUCAAAGCGCCAUUGGCUCAGCUCAAUUCACAUACAAGCCACUGGACUCCACUGUACGCGUGAUCCUGCAACCGCCGAGCUCCAUGGCCCUGAUUUAUCAUGGCGCCGUCGUCUCAGCUACAGACCACGGUGUCACGGCGUAUUCCUCUCGAGUUUUGGCAAGCUCUGCUACCCAAAAGUACUACUCUUUGAACAAUGCAUCCAAGGUGCUUCUAAGCCAGGCUCUGUUGACAGAGCUCAAGCACGCGGCGGAUGAUGCUUUUCUCCAUCCCAUUUUGGAGGGAACUGUGCUUGUGUGGUCUGCCAACGCCACCUACUCCGUUCCCGCCGCUACCGUUCAUGAAGUGCGCGUUGAGGCCGUACGGCCUGCAGGUUGGGAGCUCAUCCUUAAUGGCGUUGCCUUUGAUUUGGGAGCUGCACUCGUCACACUGCAUAUUAAUGCAAGCGAGCUCACCGAGACGGUUCAAGCCGACGUUUGGUUGGCAGGCACGCGCUACACGGCCACGACCAUCUCCAAGAAGGCUCGUGGCAGCAAUGAAGCAACAGGAGUCACCAUGGAAUUAUCGCAGGCUGAGCCGCGCGUUUGCACCAACCGCACCCUCGAUGCCAUCUAUGACGCCCUUCAGCAAGACGUGCGAACCAUUCUAGACGAAAUAGAUCUGGACCUCAUCGGAUCGGCGUGCCUUCAAUCAAUGGCGGCAACAUGCUAUGAGCAUCCCCAGGACGGUGCAUGCAACUUUGUGGAUGUCAACCUGACCGUGCAGAGUCAAAGUCCGGUGCAACUCUGGGGUCUUCAACUCGAGGCAUGGCAGCUGCAACUGCGCAUUGUCAAUGACACGGAUUACUACUCAGCCCUGCUCACUGGCCAUGCUGGCCCCGUGGCGUAUGAGCUUGCCGUCGGUAAUGGAACAGUAAUCUGGCGUCGUGCCAGUGUGCGGGGCAUUACCCUGGACAAUUGGCACGACAGCCCCUGGCCGCUGCUCUUGGCAACUGAACCGCACGCGGCGUGGCCUCGGGUGCGCGAGCUGGGCGGCUGGGGUAUUCACGCCAACGCCACCGAUUUUGUGCUAGCUGCCAGUCAGACUACUGGGGGCGAUAAUACAAGUCUUGUUGUGCGCCCGGCCCUCAUGGCGUCAUGGCUGGAUUGCACGGCUCAAGUGGAUUUGGUGCAAAACAGCAAGGUCCUAUCCUCGCAGCACGCUUCACCACCUGGAGUAACGAGACGUGGAAAUUGGAGGCAUUUGACGCCCCAUUGUCGAUCCCGCGGCUACCGGCACGAGUGGCUGCAGGCCUGCUUGAUGAGCACGCCGCUGUGUAUCAAUACUGGAACGUGGUGGAUCGAGACCAGUUGCUCGUCCAGUGCUGUAGAUCGAUUUGCCAACGCGACUCGCGUCGUGGGCACGCUACAUGCGCAGAUGGCUAGUCUGCCCGCUUUGCCUUUUUUUACUGCCGGCGUUAAAGCAAGCGUAUUCACCAACACGGCGUCGGAGGCAUACGACCCGGCCACCAUGGUUGCUGAACCGGUGGGUGACACCAGCCGUCUGCAUGUCGAGGGCACAGAUCCUGCUUCCGGCAUGACCGUAGAUCUGUGGGAUUGUUCCACUCCACACUGCGACAAUAACAUCCCCCUGACACGAGAGCUUCUGCAUGGUCGCACAGUGGACGCCAAGACUCUGGAUGAUCUGAGCUGCUCCAGCGCGGCAUUUGUAGCCAUUCGCAACCUACCCACGCCCCUGGCGCCCGCGGAUUUGGAUUUUAACAUCUUUUUACCGGAAGAUCGCGCUUGCACCGAGCAGGUGACCAAGACAGACACAUGUAUAGGCUGGUCUGCCUAUCCCUGGAUCCUCGCCGAUGAGGAUAUGGAUGGCCCUUGCAUGCGAGAUGUCGUGGGCAACUGGUGUUUUGCCUUGUCCGGCGCCGGGACUGUGGCCUCGCCCGUGCUGCCCUCCGCCGCUACAAAUGCCGUCGUUGCCUCUGACGACAACAGCACAUUGACAGUGACAAUUGAGCAUGCCAACUUGCGCGACGAUACGCUGAUUGCACUGUUGCUUGGUCUCAACACGAUUGACAGUGAAUCGCUGACGGUAGUACUGGACGCGCCAGAAGACAUUUUGUCCACGCAGCAGCUGGUGGCUCGCCUGCAGGCAGACACCCUGGGCCCACGGACCGUGCUCUUGCACAACGCGCGCACAUGUAUGCAAGAGACCGUCGUGGUGGCCGCCACUGCGCUGCCAGCCUAUGCUCCGGAUCGAAUUGAGAGAAACGCGGGUGCUGACCUGCAUCUGCGUCGCGCCAACCAUGCCCUGUUGACAAAGGCCGAAUUGGAUGCCGCUGCACAAAGCAAAACUCUAGAAACAGUGCAUAUUUGGACGACUGUGAGCCACUCUGAAGCUGCCUCUGACGUCGGCGCACUGGCCACCCGCUUGAUCGUGCGCGGCGCCGCUAUCGCACGCGUCGUAGUCUAUGGACGCAGCAACUGCAACAGCUCGUGCCAGGCCGGCCAACUCGACUACACCUUCAAUGCUGACGGUACCGUGACCAUCAGCCCAAUUGAUGCCGCGUCGACCCCCUCCGCCUCCGCUAACGUGGCCCUGACGCUUGCCGUGCCUGCGGCUCUCGUCCCUGGCCCCUUCAGUGACGUGGUGCGGCUCGGUAACACGUCUGUAGCACGGCCGUGGACAGCGCCCCUUCCCACACUCCUUUUGGGUGGAAGCCUCGAGAGCAUUUCCUCAUUUCAGCCCUUGCAAGCUCGUUUGACUGAGCUUGACUUGGAUGGCUUUGCUUUUGAGAAUUGGCGCUGGGAAUUGUUGCAGCAAAAGACCGCUGCAUUCUUGCGCUUCCAGGCAAAAAUGCCUGGCCCGAGCGCAACGGUGUACUUCUACUUUACGGCGGACGAGUAUCUCUACAAUAACGUGACCAAGCCUGUGGCUGGGGCUUACGGUUGGGGUUCCGUUGAUGUCGGAGCCACAUAUUGCUUAGACGUGCGAACGGACACCACACCUGAUUGCGCCGCCAAGCUGGACAUGGUGUUGGACUUUGCUCCCGCGCUGCCGCUGUCGCGAGCACGUAACUUGAGCCUUGCGGUCGAUGCCCUGGCCAGCUUGAACGGAACUGUUCUCAGCUCGCUUUCAGGCCGGGCGAACGAUACAGAUGUGCUGUCCCUUGUGCGAGCCACGCGCACUCACAACGUCUGGCGGCCCUCGGAUCGAAUCACCACGCCACAAAUUGUAGAUUUGACAUUUACCGAGCCUGCACCUCUUUUCCCCGCCCCGAGCGUUGGGGCGCCAGAAUCAGCUACCAAGACCUACAUCAUGCCCGCAGAAUCGUCCCUGAUGGCCAAACGCACAAUUGAGCGAGAGGGCCAGGCCGGUGUUAACGCCUACACGCUUGAGGGAGCCUGGCGCCUGGGCAUCAAUCAAACCUUCGCAGGCCAGCAGAUGUUGCGAUAUGUGGAUGUCACCUACGCGGCAGUGGAAAAGUUCAACGUGAGCACGGGUCUGCCUGAGUCCGUCAACGUUAUCCAUGCCACCUGCGAUCGUCAGAUUGACAUUCCAGCAACGGAAUACUGCCCGGCCGCUUCCGUGUCGGCCUGUGCCAGCAACUUAACCUUUGCCACCGCGUACCGCAUGCUGUCUGGUGCCGAGUUGGCAGACCAGGAGGCAGCCAGCUUACCAAUUGCUGAUCUUACCAUUAUCAAAGAAUCCUCUACAAAUUCCAACGUCCGCGUGCCGGAAAACUCGGAUCAAUCCUGGAUGCACCACCAUCUUGAUGACUUGCAGAUUGUGUACAAUCAAGAAGCGCAGCGUUUGGAAGAGGCCACGAUGACACGGACAUACACUCACACACGGGGCGCCUGUCCGAUCACCAACGCUGCUAAUGUUGCUGGCGUGAUCGACCCGAUCCAGUGGUCCCCUGGCAUCAUGUUUUGCAAAUGGACUCCACCAGAGGAUUGCCAGGGCUUUGCCUGUGAGCCAACGGUUGAGGAUUGCUUUGCCAGCAGCAGCUUUGCCUGGUAUUGCGAGGCAGGCUUUACCAUCACGGGCCAUAUGCGCUAUGUACAAGCCUCUGACUCAUAUGAAUGGAAGUAUUCGGCCUCGGGCCGUUGUAAUCAAUGCCUCACGGCAUCCGGCUGCACUUUCACUAAGUUGACCAGCGCCACCUCGGGCAAGCUGGUCUGGCCGGCAUCCGCCUCAAGCAUCUAUGCCGCUCCGCGCAUCUUGCUCAUGCAGAACAUAACUUUUGACACCAAGCUGGUCCUAUCCACGGGGUCGCGCGUGACGAUGAACCAGUACAACAACCCAAGCACCUUUGACUCUUCGUGGCGUUCACUCGACUAUACCACCGGCAGUAAGAACAACGGUUUCAGCAAGGGAUCGGCACUUUUCAGCCCGUCCAACGUGAUGAACACCAUCAAAAGCUCGGCGUUGAAAGUGAGCGCCGACUUGAUUCAGGUACCAACGGUGACCUUUGAUCUGCGCUUGGAUCUGACCGAAGCCGUAUCUUUCAGACCCAACCAUUAUCGAGUGGAGAUUCAAGGCCGAGUGUUGAUGCCGAGUCAGGGAGAGCUUAUGUGGAAAUAUGCCAAUGUGGACACUUCUUGUGAAACCGACGUUUAUCGGUUUGGGGCAUAUGGCAGUGAAAACCCUGCUCUUGACGGCGUUGAAAAUAUGCAACGCGUAUAUGUUCGCAACGUUGAGUUUGUCAACCAGUAUAAAUGGCGCUGGAUCCGCGCGCGAGUGUGCGUGGGUUACUACAACACUGUCGAUAAUAUUAGCGAAAAUGAAAAUUGUUCCCCCUUUUUCGACCCUGCGGUGCCAUUCAUGUACAAGCGUGUCAAGGGUGCCGCAAUCAGCCUGAGUAGCGAUUACAACAACUUUUACGUUGGCUACCAAGGCGACGCUGACUCUACUGCGGGCAAGCUGUUGUCCAAGGAAUCGGGCAUUCUCACGCGCAUUGUCCCCAUUGAUGUUGACGGGCGCAAAGCCAACUUUCUGGUUUCGGUUGCACAAAUGGAUCCUGUUGUUGUAUUUGUGGACCCUUCUAACCCAGAGCGGAAGACGGCCAAGGUUCGCUUGGAGGCCAAGCAUUUUAGCGUCACGUUCGUGAGUGGCGAACGCUCAAUUGCGGAAGCAAACAAGGAUGCCGUGGAUCAUUUUGAGUUUGGUGAUGGCCGUAAGUUAAAACUCGAAGAAUUUGAAAAGCUGAAGGAUCCCACGGGAAAGUACUACGAGCUGACAUUUUCAACGCCCGGGCAGUAUGCCAUGUGGUAUGGUAGCCUCUUCUUUUGUGAGGUGUUUGUUGCGCACGUGACACACACCAUUGCAGACACCGUCGUGACAUACGAUGGCUUCUUUCCACUGCCCUUGGCUCGAAGCACUGCCAUGCCAACUACGUCCUUAUCGCUGCCCAAGAGCAGCGUCUUUUAUCGGCUGUUUGACUCGGCGUCUACAUUCUUUGCCUCACCCAUUCACAAAUGCCAGAUUGAGACGGCAACGGAAAACUUGACGAUCAACGGUCUGCUGAUGCCCGAGUAUGCGACCGCCGGCGUGGCCAAAACUCCCUUUGAGUACACUUUCCAGUGUGACACCACGGAUGAGGACAAGGCACCCCAGAGCGCACGUGCUCAAAUGCAGCUGCAAGUAUCCUGCAACAAUGAUUACUCAGAUCAAGAAUCUUGCACUACCCCAAGUAGUUGGCUCAGCAUGUUGGCGGACCCUUUCCUGACGCCGGCACAUGGCUUGUCACGAACAGACAGCUUUUACGCUUUUCAGGAAGUGGAUCGCAAAAUCAAGUCGUACAACCAGAAUAUAGCCUGCAGCUUUAAGCGCCAGAAAAAGUACCAUGCCAUGAAGCAACUCACCACCACGCCAUCGCACACGCUGUACAAGGCCUAUCUGGAGGAUGCCAAGACCGAUUAUACCAAGUUUGAGAUUCCGACUGGUCUUUUCUACUGCAAAAAGGCCAAGGAUUUGCGUGCCAAGGUUGUAAAGCGCCUGCAAGAGAUGGAGGAGAAAAAGUGCAAGGCGCUGGGCAGCAAGCGCAGCGCCUUGCAGAAUGAAGUACUGAAGCAAGCCAUCAAGGUUUGCUUUGGGGACUGCGGUAUGAACGUACUGUCGGACACGCGACGCGAGAAUGCUUGCCGCGACGUAGCAAUUCUGAGCCCCAGUUUGCUCAAGGUAGCCCCGCUGGCUCGUCCAACGACCAAAACCUGCGAUCCUUGUGCCGCUUUUCUGGGCUACGACACCAAAACCAAGCUGAGUGAGAAGAAGUGCCGGGCGUUGUCUGGCUGCACGUGGCGCUCAAGCGGCAUGUGUGAGCACAAAAGCAAAAGCUACCUCUGCAGCCGCAAUGCUCAACCUUCAACCACCGACGUAGAUCGAUACCAGGAACUUUUGCCUGCCUUUUAUCGAUACAGGGCGGAUGCCAGUUCGCUGUCGUUCCGCCUGCCCCGCCGUCGCAUGCACAUUCACCCCAAUCCUUGGAACGAUAACAUGAAGUACCUCUGCUACAGCACCAAAUACACCAAGCAAAAAACGGGAAGCGGUUACCUCAAGCCUGAGGAUACCACGCAGUUGAUGUAUGAUCUGCCCGGCACCACGUCCAGUUUUGACUAUUGUGUGCUCGACACGGAUUUUAUGUUUUCGUAUGAAACGAACUUGCAGGAGAAGGUGAACGGCAAGCACAUUUAUCGGUCGUUUUGGAACCGGGCGCCCAUUGUGCCCCCGCUAAUGGAAGCCUUUGCCAUGGACAUCUCGCGGCCCAUCGUUUACCUCUGGUCGUUUUCCCACAAGGAGUUUGAGCUGAUGUUGGAUCAGGAGCGCUCUGUGCUCAACGCACUCGCCGUUCACAACACGAACAUCCAGCACAUCAACAUCAUGAUCUUCCCCAAGGGUGUCACAAGCUUGAUCAGCACGUCCAAGAAGAGCGACUGGUCGUGUCAGCAAUACUUGGCCGCGGUGGAGGCCAACCUCAACAAAAUGCGCCGUCUCGCAUGCGACCAGGCCUCGGAGUUGCCCAACUACACCGUGCGCAAGGAAUUGCCCAAGUGA